This is a messenger RNA of Paramecium tetraurelia, 570 nucleotides long. RefSeq lists its product as uncharacterized. NCBI's taxonomy places the organism in Eukaryota, Ciliophora, Oligohymenophorea, Peniculida, Parameciidae. The record is from RefSeq and is a predicted model, not a curated record. The transcript is spliced from 2 exons.
AUGUUUGAGCAAAAUUUAAAAAAAGAAAAUGUAGAUUAAUAAGCUAUCAAGCCGAUUUCAGUAUUUAAAGUUCUCUUUUGUUUUGGUUACCCAAUUAAUUCAGCCUUAGAGAUCAUAAAUAGAAUAAUAUUCUAAAAGGAAAGAGAAUAUCAAGUACUUUUGGGACUGGAAUUAAUUUAUGGAAUAGUAUUUCUUGUCUAAUAUGGCCUCUAUAUAAAGUAGUAUUAAAUUAGAAAUGUGAAGACUAGUGUCAAUUAUAAAUAGCAUGAUCCCUUUGAUGAUGAAUUGGCAGACACAAUUUAAAAUGAAAAUGAUAAUGAAACUGUGAUAUACGACUAUUUCAGAUUUUCUGUUAUUGCAUGCUUAGGUCUUAUUAUAAACACUAUAGUCAAAGUUUAUUAGUAUGAACGCUCAAGUAUGAGUUUUAUAAAAUAAACCGGAAUCAUUGUAGUUUAUGCAAUAUUCAUUUCAAAUUUGAUAAAAAUUGCUGAAGAAAAAUAAAUAGAACACAAAACCUUUUUGGAGUUGAGUAACAGACAAACUAGAAGCGAUGAUCCCUUAUAGGUUUGA